Folsomia candida is the source of this 2022-nucleotide messenger RNA. RefSeq names its product diphosphomevalonate decarboxylase (gene Mvd). Lineage: Eukaryota; Metazoa; Arthropoda; Collembola; Entomobryomorpha; Isotomidae. The transcript has 10 exons. Gene Ontology annotation, cellular component: cytosol. Bases 512 to 1726 code for a protein of 404 amino acids. Gene Ontology annotation, molecular function: ATP binding; diphosphomevalonate decarboxylase activity. Gene Ontology annotation, biological process: isopentenyl diphosphate biosynthetic process, mevalonate pathway; isoprenoid biosynthetic process. The record is from RefSeq and is a predicted model, not a curated record.
GUACGUAGGUAGUUGAUGCUCCAAGGCUGGGAUUUCUUGAGAAGUUACUCUGUUUGUAAGGUUGAAAUGAAUGUAGAUUGCGACAUUGCUGGAAAAUUAUGAACCGAAACCCAGUUCUGCACGUUAACUAGCGAUUUUUAUGAUACAACAACCACUAUCUAACCAACCAGAAUUUAUCCCAGUUGAUUGUGCAAUACAGAAUAUGUGCACAUGAGAAGAGAAGUAAUAUAGAUUCAGACAAUCGAGUCUUGCGUAACCCCGUAGAAGAGAGACCCAGUUGAAGGCCAAACCACCAGCAAUUCACAUCCGGUCUCGAUCCCCUCUCCAUCAUCUGAUCCUCUCUCUGUGUCUGAUCCGUACUUACUUACUUGGUCGCAACAAUUAGGCCAGAAACAAUCCUCCUCCCACGAAGUCCGAAGACAGCAUCGGGCGACACCUCAUUCCAUUCAACCAGAACAAGUGCAAGUCGAGAGGAGGCCAAGUGAGACCAGUCCGACUGACCAGCAAGAUCAUGGCUGUGAGCAAAAUUGCGACUUGCAUCGCCCCAGUGAACAUUGCCGUCAUCAAGUAUUGGGGAAAAAGAGAUGAGCGUCUCAUCUUGCCUCUUAAUGACUCUUUAAGUGGCACUCUCAGCACUGACCAGAUGUGUUCAAAAACAACGGUGGCAAUAAGUUCGACCUUCCCGAAGGAAAGGAUGUGGCUGAAUGGUGUGGAGGAGACCCUGGACAAUCCCAGACUCAGGGCCUGCAUCGAUGAAAUAAAGCGUCGUGCCAAGCAGGAGGGGACGUUGAGUGACGAGGAGUUAUCAUGGAAUCUGUACAUUUGUUCAGAGAAUAAUUUUCCCACGGCGGCAGGGUUGGCAUCUUCCGCUGCUGGAUAUGCAUGUCUUGUGUAUUCACUCGCUCAACUGUACGAGAUCAGUGGGGACAUUUCUCAAAUUGCACGCCAAGGGUCGGGGUCGGCAUGUCGUUCCGUGUACGGGGGAUUUGUGGCCUGGAUCUCGGGCGUCAAGGCAGAUGGGACGGACUCGAUUGCAAAACAAUUAGUCCCUGCAAACCAUUGGCCGGAAAUGAGGGUUCUCAUCCUCGUCGUAUCCGACACGAGGAAAAAGACGAGCAGCACUUCGGGCAUGCAGCGUUCCGUCCAAACCAGCGAGCUCAUGAAAUAUCGCGUGGAAAAGUGCGUGCCAGAACGGAUGAAAGCCAUUUCCAAUGCCAUUCUUGCCAAAGAUUUUGAAACCUUUGCCGAGAUUACGAUGAAGGACAGCAACCAGUUUCAUGGAAUUUGCUUGGAUACGUUCCCCACCUGUGUUUACAUGAAUGACGUGUCCCAUGGGAUUUCACACCUGAUCCACAGAAUCAAUGCUCUCGCUGGAAAACAUAUUGUCGCGUAUACUUUUGACGCUGGUCCCAACGCGUGUCUCUAUCUCCUCGAGAAGGACAUUCCUCUCGUUUUGGCCGCAGUGAACAAAGUUUUCCCAACCAAACAGCAUUCCACCGAGUACUCCAAAGGAAUUCCAGUGACACCUUUAAAAUCGCUCCCUCCCGAAUUUGACGAUAUAUGCAGUAUGGAGCCUUGGCCUGAGGAUUCCCUUCGCUACAUUAUCCACACCAAGAUUGGAGAGGGGCCGAUAACUUUGUCCAAGGUGCUGAGCGACAGUAAAACCCAUCUCGUUGACUCCGACGGCAUGCCCUUGAAACUUGCUACCACUUUGGCGAAAAAGUGACCAAAAGUGAAGUUCAAUGAAAAGCCUCAAAUCUCAACAAAGAUUCCGCCUUCCUCAUUAUUGGAUAACGAUAAUGAUAAUGUUGACGAUGAUUGAGCGAUCCGUAGAAAUAGACAGAUAAGCAUAUAUAUGUAACGAAACAACUGUUGAUAAAAUUGGUUCCAUUUCAUAUGUUAAGUUUAGUUGGGAUAGGUUAUCGUUUAAUUUGAUAUCACGUUCAUUCUCCGUCUAAUCUAUUCUGCUAAUUAAGCUUAUUAAAUAAUACUUUUUCCUGAAAAUGAUUAUAAUCUUUUUAA